AUGAAAUUUGAAAUCAAUUCAAUGAAUUCAAUAGAUUCAAUAAGAAAUAAAUUAUUAUUCCCUACAGUUAUAUCAAAUCGUAUAUCAUCUAGUCAGUCUAUUUUAAAAGAUACAACUUGUCCAAAUACUAAAAUGUUUAUGUCACAUGAACAAGCUCUAGUUACAUUAACCGAAAGAACAUCAUAUCCAAUAUUACAAGAGAAUGGUCAACGUUGUUAUGGUCCACCACCAAAUUGGUUAGGACCAAAACCACCAAAAGGUUGUGAAAUAUUUAUUGGGAAAAUACCACGUAAUUGUUAUGAAGAUGAAUUAAUUCCAAUAUUUGAAUUAAUUGGUCAAAUUUAUAUGUUUCGUUUAAUGAUGGAUUUUAAUGGAUUAAAUCGUGGUUAUGGUUUUUGUUUAUAUACAAAUCGUAAUGAUACAAAACGAGCUGUAAAUGAAUUAAAUAAUUAUGAAAUACGUAAAGGUAAAUUGUUAGGCGUUUGUUAUAGUAUUGAUAAUUGUCGUUUAUUUAUUGGUGGUAUACCAAAAACAAAAACAAAAUAUGAAAUAAUGUUAGAAAUAUGUAAAAUAACAAAUGGUGUAAAAGAUGUUAUUGUUUAUUCAAGUAUAGAAGAUAAAACAAAGAAUAGAGGAUUUGCAUUUAUUGAAUAUGAUAAUCAUAAAACAGCAGCAAUGGCUAGACGUAAAUUAAUUCUAGGACGAAUACAAUUAUGGGGUUAUCAAAUUGCAGUGGAUUGGGCAGAACCAGAACAUGAAGUUGAUGAAAAUAUUAUGUCAAAAGUCCGUAUACUAUACGUUAGAAAUUUAAUGUUAGAUACAACAGAAAAUGCAGUAAAGGAUCAUUUCAAUCAAGCAAUUAAUUCAAUUAAUGCUGUUGAACGUGUUAAAAAAAUUCGUGAUUAUGCUUUUGUUCACUUUCGUGAUCGAUUAGAUGCUGUUGCAGCGUUAAAUCAAUUAAAUGGUACUUUACUUGAUGGAGCACAAAUUGAAGUGUCUUGGGCAAAACCUGUCAAUAAAAAUGAUAAUUUAAGAACAAGUCAUCAUUGUCAAUCAAUUUUAACAAUCAAUUCAAACUAUACUAAUCAUAAUAAUAGUAGUAUUAAUUAUAAUAAUAUAAGUUUAUCAGAAUAUACUCAAAAACAAGCCUUAUCAUUGUUCUCAACAUCAUCAUCAUCAUCAUCAUCUUUGUCAUUAGGCGGUUCAUCUAAUACAUUCAUCAUACCGUCAACUUCAUCAGAACUAUUCUAUUCUAAUGCAUUAACAAAUAAUAUACCUUUGCAACAAUUACAUCAUUCUAACUUAUAUCCUUUUACAUCAUUAAUUAAUCAGUCAAUCAUAACAUCGAAUUCAUAUCAUUCAUAUUAUACUCCAAAUGUGUUCACACAAACCAAUCUACAUAAACAUCAAACACAAUGUAAUCCAUUACUGAAUUAUACUAUGAAUCCUAAUUCAUUAUUAUCCAAUUAUACCAUUUCUUCAUCAUGGCCAUCAUCAUCAUCAUCAUCAUCAUCUAUGAUAUCGAUUGUUAAUCCAAUGAAUACAUCGUCUACAAUGAAACAUUCUCAUCAUGAUAUCAGUAAUAAUAAUUUAAUCAAUAAAUCAAUCAAUAACAAAUCAUCAUUAACAUUGAAUCAAAUUUGUUUAAAUGAAUUAUGUCAUUCAAUUACAAAAUUGAACAUUGAAAAGAAUAAAAUUAAAAAUGAUUCAAUAUUGAAUACAGAAUAUAAACAAUUAAAACAAGAUCAAUUAAAUCAAAUAAUAUUGAAAAAAUGUAAUAUUUUAAAUGUAAAGAAAGAUAUUAGUUCUUUUGAAACAAGUACUUCAUUACAACCUUCAUUAAUUUCAAACCAAAAUAAUUCAAACGAUUGUUCAUUCGUUUUAAAUAAUGAAAGUGUUAACCGAUUGAAUAUUGACCAUUCCAGUAUAGAUGAUCAGCAGAUAACAAAUGCUAAUAAAUUAUUAAUAGAUAUUUGUAUCAAAAAUGGACUUGGUUUGCCAAACUUUACUAUUCUGACACAAAGUUGUAUUGAUCAAAUCUAUGGAAAAAGAAUGAAUUUAUACAUUGGACAAGUUUUUUUACCAAUGAUCAAUCGUCAAUUCACUUCUAAGUAUCCAUCAAUUACUAUGGAAGAAUCAUUACAAUCAGUUAGUGAAUUAGCAAUUAUUUGGCUAGUAAAUGAUUAUUUCAUACGUAAUAAUAAUAAUGGUAUCUAUAGUAAUGGUAAUUGUUAUAGUUUAUCUAAUGUUAACAAAGUUAUACAUAAUGAUCAUCAUUAUGAAAAUAAUAUGAAUGAUCAUCAUCAUAAUAAUAAUAAUCCUUCAACUACAUCUUUGAAUUACACUAAUCCGAGGACAUACAUUUCACCAUCUUCAUAUGAUCGUACAUUUGUAUCUUAUUCUUUACCGAUAUCAUUGAAUCAAUUUACAAAGAAUUAUCAUUCAUCUAUUCAUAAUAAAAAGGAUCCAAUUCAUUUUAGAUCACCAUUAACCAUUUGUACAGAUUUCAAUCAUUAUGAUCUUAAUGAAUCUUUUAAAUCUUUUAAUCAUUAUGAUUUUGAUCCAGAUCAGUCAGAUUUCAUGUUUGAUAUAGAUAGUAAUGAUAAUAAUAAUCAUAAUAGUUAUGGAUCUAAAACAGAUUUAUACUUAAACAAAACAAUCAAUAACAUUGAACUCAAUUCAUCAAAUCUACUAACAUCCUAUCAAAAUACUCAUAACUUUCAAUCAUCUAUACAAAAUAAUCAGAAUUCAAUUAAUGAUAAAUUGUUAAAUGAUAACACUGAGGAUAUUGAUGAUAUAAAUUCAUUUUUAAUAAAAUCAAAAUCGAUGAUGAUCCAUUCAAUGAUCCAAAUUAUGAAUUAUCCAAUAUCAAUUAUAUGA
This is a messenger RNA of Schistosoma mattheei, 2880 nucleotides long. Lineage: Eukaryota; Metazoa; Platyhelminthes; Trematoda; Strigeidida; Schistosomatidae. The record is from the annotation of a GenBank genome assembly.